Leptomonas pyrrhocoris is the source of this 1145-nucleotide messenger RNA. RefSeq lists its product as hypothetical. Lineage: Eukaryota; Euglenozoa; Kinetoplastea; Trypanosomatida; Trypanosomatidae. Bases 39 to 1145 code for a protein of 368 amino acids. The record is from RefSeq and is a predicted model, not a curated record. The transcript has a single exon. Gene Ontology annotation, molecular function: protein binding.
GAAGUAAAAGUGUCCACGGAAGCAACGCGGCAUCGGAUAUGAGCACUCCGCCAACGUUCGGCUCCAAGAAGAGCAAAAAGCAAAAAGCUAGACGACGCGACCAGGCAAAUGGCGGCGCAGCAAACGCUGAAGGCGUAACUCCAGCUUCGGCAAGCUCAUCGUUCAAUCAAACCACCCAGGAUCUGGCAGAGGCGCCGCCCCUCUCUACGUCCUUACCGGACAUUGCGUUUCCCGAUGUCGCGGAGCAGGAACGUGCCGUGGAGGCGGUGAAGGCGACCCUGCCAAGCUUGUCGAAUCGAGAGGAGCUUCGGAAGGAUCCCAUCUACCGCAUUAUGCACGCAUUGCCGCGGUCGGACGUGCUUGAGGUGGUGCGGAGUCGCUUUGCCGCUGCGCACUGCGUCCGUGCGGCGGCGUACUUCGACCUCUCCUACACGACGAACCCCCUUCGACACCUUCGCUUGCAAAUUGGGUGCGAUGGACCGACUGGGCUGCAUCUCUUCUUUUCUCGCAUCGCGGCGCAUCGGCACACGCUGCGUAUGCUUGACCUGUCACGCAAUCGCCUGUGUGCCGAAGACGUGGUGCGGCUGUGCAACCUGCUCGGGCUCGGCGCGGAUGGCCGCGUGGCGGUGUCACUCGUGCCAGACGCCGUCGAAGUGACAAAGGGCGAUGGGGCGGCGCGGAACACAACUAUCUUUCCCUCUGAUUCACCGUCUUCUUGUGCGUCCUCCUCCUCGUCGUCGCCAUCCAACUCGAAUUUGGAGGUGCUGGACCUCAGCUAUAACACACAGCUGGGGAACGACGGUGCCUUGCACGUCCUGCGCGCCCUUCGGCGUUGUACCUCAGUCCGCGCUGUUAUGUUGAGAAGUGUCGGCGUAGACGAUGCCGGUGCGCUUGCCGUGUCGGAUGUUGUGCGGCAGUGGCCCCCGCUCGCACCCGUCGCCUCCGCGGAGUCUGGACUUCGACCUUCAACGGCGUCUGCCACGAAGUUUUACUUAAAUCUCAAUGAGAACUACAUUGGGGCACGCGGCACCUAUGUGCUAGGGAAAGGGUUGCCGGACUACGUCUCCCUCACCUUGGCGAAGCAGCGUCCUCCGCUGGUGAAGGAGCGGAAGAGGGCACGUGAGAACGCGGGCGCUAGCGAGUAG